AUAUAUUUUUUAUUGCUACUUUGUAAAGGAAAAAAACAUAAUUUGUUAUAAUUAUGUAAGUAAACUCUUGAAGAUUAGUUACAAGAAAUGUUUUAUACAUAAGAAUUAAUAACCAAACAAUUAAUGGUCCAAUAAGAAACCAAAUUAAUACUUUCUGUGCUCUCUUAAAUUGUCAUUGAAGGCUUUCUGAAGGAAUUUAAAACUGGUUUUACUGUUAUUAUCUAGCCAAGAUGAAAUUGUUUUGUGUUGCCUUUUUGUGGAUGGUUACCCUGCUUAACUCAAGAAUGGGAGAAGGUGCUAGGCAUCAUGUUGUACCUCGAGCUGAGAAACAGACUGAUACCUCUGAGAAGCCUUCAGUCUACCCAGCAUGCACCUGCGUCCUCCAUGAUCUGUGCGAGAGAGAAGUACACGCCACAGAUACCAUAUGAUGAGGUCUGUUGCCGCUCAGAAGACAUCAAACGUUCCCCUAAACAGCCACAGUGUGGUCAUCGCCCGAUGGAGAAUCUGAUAUCGCCCAGAGCUCAAUCCUCCGAUCACCAAGCUCUGUACGGAGAAUUCCCUUGGAUGGUGGCAGUAAUGGGGCAGCAAUACAUUGAUGGUGUCUACCAGACUGGUGCAUACUACUGUGGUGGCUCACUCAUCCACCCCAAUGUAGUUCUUACUGCAGCUCACUGUGUCAAGGGUAAGAAAACUCUCACGAUCCGAGCAGGUGAAUGGUCAAUCAGGAAUCUGGAGCUGUAUCCAGUACAGAACGUGAAUGUCAAACAUGUGAUAAUCCAUGAGGAGUACUUAGCUGAAACAUUCCAAAACGACAUCGCUUUGCUAUUCCUUGAAUCUCCAGUAGACAUGAUGCCCAAUGUUGCUACAGUCUGUCUACCGCCACAGGGGAUAAUCUUUGACAACCAGACAUGCAUGGCCAGUGGAUGGGGAAAAGAUGUUGCAGGUGUAUUCGACCAAUAUCCAGAUAUCAUGAAGAAGGUAACAAUAUCAGUGGUUUCUCAUAGCCUCUGUGAAGAGAGGUUACAGUCCACAAAGAUGGGGGAAAAUUUCCAGUUGCAUGAUAGCUCCAUGUGUGCUCUUGGUCUAAAUGGCAGAGAUUUGUGCCAGGGUGACGGUGGUAGCCCGCUAGUGUGUCCCUCUGCAGAAGGCUCCAGCUAUGUUCAGGCAGGCAUUGUGUCCUGGGGGCUGGACUGCAAGGGGGAGAACCCAGGUGUCUAUGUUAAUGUUGCUCACUUUCAAAAUUGGAUUAACCAAAAGCUUGCCUCGUCUAAUUGAGUACUAGAUUUAAUGGAUUUAAGGAGUGUUAGAUGAUGACUCAUCUAACAAACACACCAAAGAAGUCACAUUGCCUUCAACUGCCAGUUAUUAACACAGCAACGUUUUACUCUUUUGCACAUGAGUACAAAGACAGCCUUGAAGAAAUGGUUUGAGUGGCUUACUAAUGAAAAUCACACUAUCCUGUUCUCCGAGCUUUACACAGAAUUUGAACUGUUUAUGGUAAUACCAGUGACAAAUGCUUCAUCGCAGAGAAACUUUUCUAACCUAAGCAUUAUUAAAAUAAGCUUAGAACAACAAUGAUGCAAGAGAGGUUGGAGUUUUCUAUGCUGCUGUUCAUUGAACAAGAACUUACCAUGAAUUGUAAUUACUCAGACAUUAUUGAGGAAUUUAAAGUAUUGAUUCCUAGAGAAAGGCAAAUGCUGGCAGUGUUUGGCCCAAAUUCAACUGGAGACUCCAGAAACAGAAGAGCAAUGUCAUUGAACAAAGCACCAGCGUAGUAUCCCUCAUGGACUACCACAUGGUGGACAGAUCUCUCCUGCCAGGGAUGAGGUUCACUCAGCGUUUCUGUAUCCCACUCACCAGCACGAAUAAGCAACCCCGUCCUCCUUCAAAAUAAAGUCAUUUAGAUUGAUUGACUGAAACAGUUCUUUCUCUGACUAUGAAGGAAAUGUCAAACAUUAUAAUUCUUCACUGAUUUAGUUCUGUUAUGUCUCUCAUGACAAGCUGCUUCAGAUUAUGUUAUGAGACCAUCUUUAGGUGAGGUUUAUAUAUUAUUCAUCAGAAUACUGUAGGACAGACAAAUUGGUAACAAAACAUUAAAAAAAGAAUUAUAUAAAUAUAAGGACUGAAUUAUUAAACUGAAUUUUAAGCAUU
This is a messenger RNA of Homalodisca vitripennis (glassy-winged sharpshooter), 2151 nucleotides long. RefSeq names its product phenoloxidase-activating factor 2-like. The coding region runs from base 307 to 1275 and encodes 322 amino acids. The transcript has 9 exons. Gene Ontology annotation, molecular function: serine-type endopeptidase activity. The record is from RefSeq and is a predicted model, not a curated record. Gene Ontology annotation, biological process: proteolysis. NCBI's taxonomy places the organism in Eukaryota, Metazoa, Arthropoda, Insecta, Hemiptera, Cicadellidae.